Messenger RNA from Tribolium madens (black flour beetle), 1369 nucleotides. Its product is annotated as QRFP-like peptide receptor. Gene Ontology annotation, molecular function: neuropeptide receptor activity. The record is from RefSeq and is a predicted model, not a curated record. The coding region runs from base 81 to 1340 and encodes 419 amino acids. Gene Ontology annotation, cellular component: membrane. The transcript has 4 exons. Lineage: Eukaryota; Metazoa; Arthropoda; Insecta; Coleoptera; Tenebrionidae. Gene Ontology annotation, biological process: neuropeptide signaling pathway.
CUUUGACACAAAACAAUAAUAGUUUUUGCAUUUACAAUAUUUUGACUAUGUAUCUAUAGUUGAUCAAAUCUUGUCCAACAAUGAGCAACGACUGCAUGAUCAAAAACCAAGUCAAAAGUAAAGAAAACUCAAACCAACAGAGUAACUGCGUCCUUCCGGAAUCCCUUGAUAUUUUAACAGCGUCUUCAAGACACAUUUUUACCGGAAUAUAUGUUGUAAUUUUGGUAGUGUCACUUUUUGGAAACUGUGCGGCGAUUUAUUCGAUCAGUAAGAGAAAAUAUCGGUUUGUUCAAAAAACAUGUAUUAUUUCGCUUGCCAUUUCGGAUAUUUUGAGCACUAUUGUUAUUGGGACUAACAAUUUAGAAACCUUCUCUCAUGAAUUGCUUGUUUGGACUUUAGGACCAUUUCUUUGCUCUUUUAUUCCAAUGUGUCAAAUGGUGGGAAUCACUGCAAGCUCUACAGCACUAGUAAUCAUUGCUAUGGACCGUUACAGAAACGUUGUUCAUGUUCUGAGCAAACGUUGGGACCCUCCACCACUUCACUGCCUUUCAGUGACCGCAAUUUUGUGGCUCAUUAUUUUCGGAAUUUCGUACCCAAUGUACGAUUUCUUUAUUCAAGAAGACGUAACAAUAGUUUAUGUCGUUGACAUUGAACAAAAUCUCUUUAAUUUUGUCGAUGCUAAAGUUUGUGUCAGUUUCGAUAAAGCCAAUAUGAAGACCUAUUUUAUUAUAAUGGUUAUUCUAAUUUUUUUGCCGCUGUUGAUGAUUUUUUUGUGGUUUUACUACAACAUUGCAUCUCUGGUUUGGAAACACCGAAAACCGCUUUCGAGUGCGUUUAACAAGAAUGAAACCUCCGGUAUAGAAAACUCCUCAUCGCAUCUUGAAGUCAAAAUGAAAACUGUUAAACACAUGGGGAAAAAUCGCGACAUAAGAGUUGAACGCAAAAUUCGCACGUUUAAAGUUUUGGUUACUUUAAUGAUGGUUUUUAUCAUUUGUCGAUUGCCUUACUUUACCGUUUUUAUUCUGAAAUUGUCGUUAACUGAAGAGUAUGGAUUGUGGACUUGGUAUUUGAAUUAUGCCUUUAUGGCUCUGCAUAUACUGAAUUGUUGUCUUAAUCCGUUGUUGUACACAUUCUUAAACCAGACGUUGACAGUUUGGAUAAAAGUUAAAAAGGUGGUCAAAGAUUUUACAUGGGAAAUUUGUUGCUUUUGUUUUUCCAAAGCCGAAUUCGAUGAGUUUGAAAGAGAGAAUCCGUUUAUAAUUAAUAAUCACAAUAGAAAAGGAAGAAAUUCAAAAGUUAAGUUUGAAGAAAAUGUACAAGAAAUUGAAGCCAAAUAUUAGUAUUGCGUACCUAUUUAACUUAUCCACCU